AUGGAAAAUACAGCACAGAUUUCUCAGAACCGUCCAAACGUGGUUUCACGAAACCCUAUUCGAUUCGUAUCAUACAACGAAGGCCGGAGUGGUGCUUCUGUUGUUGCCAUUGCUCCUUCUGCUUCUGCGAGUGACGACAACAACAACAAUUAUAAUACUGGCAGUUGCAAUUACCAUUACCUAAGUGAUGAUUUAUUCCCUCGCCGUGAGCGUCGUGUGUUGGUGUUGUACGUUGGUGGUACCAUUGGAAUGACCCGCAGUGCGAGUGGGGCCCUCUCUCCACGUAAAGGUUAUCUCACACAAGUUGUGCGAAAUAUGGGAGAAUUACAACAACGCCCUGAAGUUGCCCCAUUUGAUGUGGUGGAGUAUGAUGUACUUCUUGAUAGUAGUAAUAUGGAUGGACGAGAUUAUGUUCGCAUUGCCGCCGAUGUUGAACGUCAUUAUGAUGCCUAUGAUGGAUUUCUCGUCUUGCAUGGAACCGACACAAUGCAUUACACCGCCACGGCAUUAAGUUUUUUACUCCACAAUCUUGCAAAACCGGUUAUUCUUACAGGAUCGAUGGUACCAUUGGUGGAACCCUACAGUGAUGCCCGGCGUAAUCUUGUGAUUAGCCUCAUGUUGGCAUCCAAUCCCGCCAUACGUGAGGUGUGUGUCUUCUUUAAUGAUUGUUUACUGCGUGGUAAUUGUUGUUUUAAACUUCAUCACACCUUUGGGGCCUUCUGCAGUCCAAAUUAUCCCGCACUCGGUGUUAUUGAGGCAACGGGAUUUCAAUUACGGCAACACUUGUUGUUGCCCCAACCGGCCGGACCUCUUAGUGUGGAGUCCGAUAUGAGUGGACGUGUGGCCUUGUUUGUAUUGCACCCCGACUGUGAUGUGAGUGUAUUAACGCAGUUACUCUUAACAGACAGAGGCACACCGGUGAGAAAGACAAAGGAAAAGGAUAGUAUUAGAAGCGAAAAAGAAAAGGAAGAAAAGACGUCAGAAACGAAUACGGUCAGCAUAGAUAAUGCGACUGCAGCAACAACAUCAGCAACACACCAUCGUAGGCCAUUGCUGGAUGCUGUGGUGCUAGAGAUCAGCGGUGUGGGUUCAUUAAAGAGUAAGUACUCUAUACUUCUUCACCAACUUGCAGAGGUGGCAAAUAAACGUGAUAUUGUUACUUGUGUAACAGUGCGGGAACCAUGUGGAAGUCUUUCCGCAGCGGAACAACUUCGAUUACGAACAGUAUCACCUCAUCUUAUUUACUUGCGAAUGACAAGUACGGCAGCGGAAGUAAAGCUAAUGUAUCUCUUUGGAAAGGGUCUUUCACCAGCAGAGGUGCGUAAAGAAAUGCCGCGCAAUCUUCGUGGUGAAGUUACACCAGGAUCAUCAUGUGAGGCCAAUCUGUAA
Molecule: messenger RNA, 1389 nt
Organism: Trypanosoma theileri
Lineage: Eukaryota; Euglenozoa; Kinetoplastea; Trypanosomatida; Trypanosomatidae
Product: cytoplasmic l-asparaginase i-like protein
Exons: 1
Coding region: 1-1389 (462 amino acids)
Molecular function (GO): asparaginase activity
Source: RefSeq, a predicted model, not a curated record